GUUGCAUCCUUCACCACUCAGUUGGGGUGACAGAGAAGCGGACGAAUUCCACCGGGAGCGCCCGAAAUAUCAAUUGAGCUCCCUCAGGGCUGUUUUGUGGCGGAGAACCCGUCUGUCAAACUCACUAAUUUUUUUUUUUUUUUGCCAUCCUGGGGUGCAAGCCUAGAUCUCAUUGUCGCCAUGCCGCGAGUCCCAUCCUCUUCCUUCUUUCGGGCUGUCCCCACCACGACCAAGCUCUGUCUCAAGUCGAACGGUCCUAUAAAAGCCCAAUGGUUCCUGCAUAGCCCUAGGAAGAUUUCCCUACCUCGAAAUCUUUCUCAGCGACUCUAUUCUUCUGAAGCUGCAUCACCAGUUCCUCCUCAGACAUCUAAGCCUCGGUCCCGUCUACGUCGAUUCGUGGGCUUUACAUCCAUUGCAUUAAUAGCCUUCACAGCUGGACUCGUUUACCAAACCCAAAAAACCGUUUCUCGCAUGAUGACGGUCACUCUGCGGACAGAUGAGGAAACCCUCACUGCAUUCGUCCCCCCCGACCAGUUCUCGCAAGAGGUCGACGAAUUCAUCCGUAACCAUCCAAUAGCCGUGGCACUGCGAGAAAACCCCGCCUUCACCGAGUCCCGGCCGCAUUUGAAAAUCCCCGCUGAACUGCGCGACCGCCAUCUGACGGCGGGCACCCUUUCGGGUCCAGAUCGAAUUGUUGUUCCGCCGCACGUGUUUUCCGAGAAGGACGGAAAGAGCCUGGUUUCAAUCUUCUACCUCGGCUCUGCCAUCAGUGGCCACUUGGGAAUUGUCCACGGUGGCCUUCUGGCCACACUGUUGGACGAGGCGAUGGCACGGUGCUGCUUCCCCGCUCUGCCGAAUAAGGUGGGCGUAACGGCCAAUCUAAACAUCGACUACCGGCGCCCUGCUAUGGCGGAAGCCUAUGCUGUUCUGCGGGCUGAGACCGUGAAGGUCGAGGGUCGUAAAGCCUGGGUGGAGGCGCGCAUUGAGACUCUGCCGAAGGAGGGUGAGGAGCCCGCGGUUUUGGUCGAGGCAAAGGCUUUGUUUAUAGAGCCCAAACAAGCUGCGGCCAUGUCAAGUUUAUACAAUAUCACUAACUAGAACUUCCGUUAUCUUGAGAUCGAGUCGAUUUCUGGAAAUCUAAAUAACGUGACAUAUGCAUUUAUUGGAUAGGCGUACAGAUGGUUGGAGACUGGUUUGUUUCAGUGAAACUGUAUAUAGUGACUGUAUAGUAUUUAGUUUGGUUAGUUCUUAGACGUAGCCCAGCAGUAUGCGAACAGGGCAAUUCAUAUAUGUUUUAAU
Aspergillus pseudonomiae is the source of this 1299-nucleotide messenger RNA. Its product is annotated as PaaI family thioesterase. The coding region runs from base 181 to 1098 and encodes 305 amino acids. Lineage: Eukaryota; Fungi; Ascomycota; Eurotiomycetes; Eurotiales; Aspergillaceae. The record is from RefSeq and is a predicted model, not a curated record. The transcript has 3 exons.